AUGUCUUUGAAAUUAACAGCAUUUCGUUUAUUAUCACCUACAAUUGGUGGUUUUUCACAACGAACAUUUUUUGCUUUCCGAAUGAAUCAAUUUGUAAAUUUACAAAUAAAUAAUACACAACAAACAGACCCAUUUGUAUUACAACCUGAAAGUAAUACGCAAUAUAAUUUCAAUACAUAUAAAGUGGUUAAGGAUUUGGAAGGUCAAGGGUUAACUAGAGGACAAGCAAACUCAAUAAUGAGAUGCAUGGAAGCAGUAUUAAUCAAUAGAAUUGAAGCUGUAAAAUGGGAAAUGACUAGAUUAGUAUUUAUGGGAGUAUUUGGGAUUUCGGUGGUUGGAUUAUUUAUAUGGUUUUUCUUAUCAAAUAGAAAAUCAACAAAAAAUUCAGCAUCUUCACCUUCAACAUCUGCUACCACCACUACUGAUAAUGAAAAUUUUAAACCUUAA
This is a messenger RNA of Entrophospora sp. SA101, 447 nucleotides long. The record is from the annotation of a GenBank genome assembly. Lineage: Eukaryota; Fungi; Glomeromycota; Glomeromycetes; Entrophosporales; Entrophosporaceae.